UCCGCAGACCCUAGAAACUUGCAGCCGCGUCCCUGACCAUCGCAGAGGAACCAAAGCUAGAGACAACCGCUGCGUAAACGAAUCCAUCGCCAUGGCGUCUCGUCUCGUUGCGGCGGCGGCCUCCUCCUCCUCCCUCUCCUCAGCGUCCCCCCUCGCUCGCCUAAUCUCUCGCCGCGGCCUUGCCGGUGCCGCAGACGGCCAUGGGUCUGCGAAGGUGCCCUUGUGGAAAGAUCCGUUGAGCCCGAGCAAGUGGAAGGAAGAGCACUUUGUUCUAGCAAGCCUCUCAAUGUGGGGGGUUAUUUUUUAUGGUGGUUACAAGCUUUUUAGUGGAAAGAAGGAAGCCAAGACUGAGGCGGCAUCACCACAGGCAUAGGUGGCGGAGAUGGAGUUAUACCCGUAUCUGUGGCCUGGCAACAAUGUUAAAUAAAAGGAAUGCUUUAUGUUGUGCUUUCAAGUUGAUAAAUUGUGGCAACAGGAGAUUUUGCUUUACGUAGGCAAUAUAUUGAGAAGCUACUCUUACUCAUCCACCAUGAAUAAUCUUUGCUGCAGUGGAGCUUCAUGUCGGCGAACAAUGCAAACGUUGUACUUCUUUCAUGCGAUUGAGUAGUUGAUGUUUUACUUCUGUUGCCACCAACAGUUGAACGCUGUACUUGCAGAUUGAUAAGAUCUCCGUGCUUUCUAGUUUGCGUUGUUACUGAUGAAUUUAGCAAACGUUUUAUUGGUGGUAUUA
Zea mays is the source of this 730-nucleotide messenger RNA. RefSeq lists its product as uncharacterized. The transcript has 4 exons. The coding region runs from base 92 to 373 and encodes 93 amino acids. The record is from RefSeq and is marked validated. Lineage: Eukaryota; Viridiplantae; Streptophyta; Magnoliopsida; Poales; Poaceae.